AUGGGGUCAACAGUCUCUAAAACGGAGGUUACGACGACCAGUAAUGACAAAGGGCCCGCAAACGACAAAGUGGAAACCGAUGGAAAACUCACGGUUGCUCAGGACAUUGCGGGAAUCGUCCUUGCUACUCUGCAGCAGGCUGCUGAACUUGCGCCUGUACCUUAUCUGAAAGAGGCCGCUGGGCUGGCCGUCGCUUUGUUUGACAUGGUGCAGAGUACAUCGGACAACAAGUCGGCGUUCAAGGCACUGGCGAAUGAUGCUUGCGAGCUAGUCUAUACUGCAACAAGCGUUUGGAAGGACCGCGAAGAGGACAACAAUGGGAAGACACUUCCUCAAGAUUUGAUGGAUCACCUCAAAGAGUUGCUCGAGACGAUGACCGAUGUCAUGGAUUUUGCGAAAGCCCGCGCAUCGAGAGGCCUUUUUGCGCGAUUUAUCUCUCAUAAGGCAGAUGCUGGGCGGAUCCAAGGGUUUAGGGCGCAACUCAAGGAUGCCUUGGAUCGGUUUGGAAUGCAGUCGCAUAUCACCGUUCGAGAUGCCGUUUCUCGUAUUCAAGAGCAGCAAGCUGCCAUUCUUACUGCACUCGAGGCGCACGCUCCUAGCAACUCCACUCCUUCGACCCCUGGUACACCAUCUUUUCCUCAUCCCACGCACGCCUUCACGUCGUUUGGCAACAUAGUGAACAACGGGGAGGGGACGUUCAACUCGGUCAACGGUAACUAUGUCAUAAAUAACUCAACCACUAAUACUUCCUCAAAGAAUUCUGGGAACGUCAUGAACAUAUCUACCGUCAACUCGAACAACCGAUACGAUGCCGGUGGCAUGGGAAGGACGAACGGAAAUGCUCGUAGUAUGGGGAUGGGAUCCGGCCCAGGGAGGCCGCCUGUAGCAGGCAGGAGGAAGACGGAACAUCAACCCGGACAGAGAGGGAGGAGGCGUGGUAAGGCUGCGACGCCGUGA
This is a messenger RNA of Pleurotus ostreatus (oyster mushroom), 957 nucleotides long. RefSeq lists its product as uncharacterized. The transcript is spliced from 5 exons. Gene Ontology annotation, biological process: cell surface receptor signaling pathway. The record is from RefSeq and is a predicted model, not a curated record. NCBI's taxonomy places the organism in Eukaryota, Fungi, Basidiomycota, Agaricomycetes, Agaricales, Pleurotaceae. The coding region runs from base 1 to 957 and encodes 318 amino acids.